Messenger RNA from Camellia sinensis, 1283 nucleotides. NCBI's taxonomy places the organism in Eukaryota, Viridiplantae, Streptophyta, Magnoliopsida, Ericales, Theaceae. The record is from RefSeq and is a predicted model, not a curated record.
CCAGCACCAUCCGCUGCUCUUCAACCUAAUAUUCUUAAAAAAAAAAAAAAAAAAUUAAAAACCUAAAAAAUUAAAAAUAAAGAAGAUGCUAACGACGUCGUCUUCAUCUCCGGCGGAUCUUAGCGUCCCGCUGAUCCCACCGUCGAAAAAAGCCGACGAACCGGUGGCCGGAAAACAGAAGCUGUGCAUCGACGACAUGUUGAACCGGUUCUGCGGCGAGUUCGGGGUCUGGCAAUUAAGGCACUUCGUGUUGACGAGCCUGGCUUGGGCUCUCGAGGCCUUUCACACCAUGGUCAUGAUCUUCGCGGACCGUGAACCGGAGUGGAGGUGCUUGAUCCCAGGUUCUUGCUCGACCGGUUCUGGAACUGUUUGUGGGUUAGAACCCGGUUCGUGGGAGUGGAUCGGCGGAUCGGCGAGCUCUACGGUGGCGGAGUGGGGGUUGAUUUGUGGACAAAAGUAUAAGGUUGGGUUGGUCCAGUCUCUCUUCUUCGGCGGCUGCAUGAUCGAUUCUAUUUUUUUCGUGGAUUCGAGAGUCCAUUUUGUCUACUAGAAUGAUAUCUAGUCCCCAUGUAUUCCGUUGCGUCAAGUGGUAUCAGAGCAAGGUUUCUCCGGGCUCGAUGUCAUUCAUCGAAAGAUGAAGCACAAGCUUUAUUGACGAUGAUCGUAGAGAAAGAUCUAAUAGGAUUCGAGUCAAUGGACUUGCCCAAGGCCAACCUGUUAGUCACAACAUUAAUAGGAACCACGCUAUGGGAUUUGUCCAAGGUCAGCCUAUUAAUCACAACGUCUUAAGACGAUCUUCUCGUUAUCAAUAUGAUAGUGAGGACGAAUCUGAAGAUGAGUUAUUCGAAGAUUAUGGUGGUGAGUAUCAUUCGGUAAGGUGACAACGAAAAUUCGGUGAUGUGUUCAAUAACAAUAAUUGUAUCAAUCAUGACUUUUCAAAUCAUCAAGUACCACUAGAAACUCCCUAUUUUAAUGUUUCUUGUCAUGCCGAGGAUUUUAUUUAUUGGUUUCGCAAAGUUAACAAAUUCUUUGAGUGUAUGGAAAUCUCUGAAGAAAAGCAAGCCAAAUAUGUUGCACGUAAGUUAGAAGGUUAUGUUUUUACAUGGUGGAAACAAUUGCAAUAUGAUUGAAGGCGACAAUGCAAACAACCUAUUAGGACGUGGCAUAAGAUGAAGAAGUUGAUGAGUUCUAGAUUCCUUCAAACAAAUCAUGGGCAAAUAUUGUAUCUACAAUAUCAAAGAAAACUUGAAUCAAAACAGUUGUUCCAAAGUAAUUUUGAUUCA